Schistocerca cancellata (South American locust) is the source of this 5320-nucleotide messenger RNA. RefSeq names its product vitellogenin receptor-like. The record is from RefSeq and is a predicted model, not a curated record. The transcript has 35 exons. Lineage: Eukaryota; Metazoa; Arthropoda; Insecta; Orthoptera; Acrididae. Gene Ontology annotation, molecular function: protein binding; calcium ion binding. Bases 12 to 5138 code for a protein of 1708 amino acids.
CGAAUCUGAGUAUGACAGUUGGAGCUGUUCUGCAGGUGCUUGCAGUGUGGUUGCUGCUAACUGUGGUGGCCAUACAAGGAGAUGAAUCCUGUAAGCCACCACACCACAUGAGGUGUGACAAUGGAAUGUGUAUAAUGGUCUUCUUCAGAUGUGAUGGAGAUAAUGACUGUGGUGACUGGUCAGAUGAACAUGGCUGCAAUGGAACAGAGCCUGCUACUCCAGAGUGCAUGGCUGAUGAAUUCAGAUGUGGAGAUGGCACUUGCAUCCCACCCGAGUGGAUAUGUGAUGGGAGUCAGGACUGCAGUGAUGGUAGUGAUGAAGUGCUGGGCUGCAGCAAACAGCUAUCAUGUCAUGAAGACUUCCUAUGUGACAACCACCACUGUGUCCCAAAAGCAUGGCAGUGUGAUGGGAAUGAUGACUGUGGUGAUGGCAGUGAUGAAAUGAAUUGCCAUGGAAAAUCAGCUAAGCCAGACUGUGAUGUUGCCCACAACUUAUAUGCGUGCAGAGAUGGCCUACAUUGUAUAGAAAUGACUGAAGUGUGCGAUGGCACACCCCACUGUCUUGAUGCCUCAGAUGAAGGUUUACUGUGCCAAAAAAGCAAGUCACUAUGUGCAUCAAAGGGAUGCACUUUCAAAUGUCAACCAACACCAAAUGGACCAUUGUGCUUGUGUCCCUUGGGGUUUGCUCUUGUGGAGGAGAAGUACUGCAGAGAUGUUGAUGAAUGUCUCACCUAUGGCAUCUGCUCCCAGAAGUGCAACAACACCAAUGGUGGUUACUUGUGUUACUGUGCUGAAGGCUACUCAUUGCAAAGCAACAACCAUACCUGUGCUGCCAAUGAGGGUGAAGCUGUACUGCUUUUUUCAACAAAAACUGAAGUUCGUGCUUACUUCAUGAAAAACAAGGUGUACAUAACUAUUGCAGACAAUCAAAAGCAUAUAGCUGGUGUGGGAUAUGAUGGUUCCUAUGUCUACUGGACAAGUGUGAGAGACAGUGAAGAGGCUAUACUGCGAAGCAAUGCAGAUGGUUCUGCAAUAGAUGUUCUUGUCACAUCAGGUCUUAGCUUGCCAGAAGACUUGGCCUUGGAUCUUGUGACUGGAAACAUAUACUUCACUGAUGGGGAAGAAAGCUAUAUAGGGGUAUGCACAAAAACUGGCAAAGAAUGUGCAGUUCUGGUGAAUGAAGAUGUACUGAAGCCCAGAGGCAUUGCCCUACUGGUCCAGAAGGGGCAAAUGUUCUGGUCUGAUUGGGGAAAUGUGCCAAAAAUAGCAACUGCUGGGAUGGAUGGAUCUUUUCCUAGGGUACUUGUAUCAGAGGUCCAGUGGCCAAAUGGCAUAGCAAUAGACUUAGGGAAUAAACGUCUAUACUGGGUUGAUGCCAAGCUCCAGACAAUAGAAUCUGUGACCCUGGAUGGCUCGGACAGAAGGAUUAUCCUGAAAGAUGUUGUGAAGCACCCAUACUCAAUAGCAGUAUUUGAAGACACUUUGUAUUGGUCUGACUGGCAUGGAAAGCAGAUCUUGUCUUGCAACAAAUACACUGGGAAGGAGCACAAGAAUUUAGUGAGGUCAAGAAAAAAUCAUAUUUAUGGAAUAAGCAUCUACCAUCCUGUUCUCCAUCCACAGGUGAGAAACCCAUGUGAAAGUGCUGGCUGCAGUGACAUCUGCAUGCUUGCUCCAGAAGAUUCAUACACUUGCACCUGUCCAGAAGGAAAGCAGUUGGCUAGUGAUCAGCAUACUUGCAUGGAUCUCCAGAGGAAACAGCUAAUUGUGGCAACUGCCAGCAAUCGAAUAGUGGAGGUGGAGCACAGAAUCCUUGGAAAGCAAUCAUACUCAGUUAUGAUGCCAACGGGUAUUCAACAGAUAGAUGCUACUACAUACAGUCCUAUAGAUGAUAUGCUGAUAUUUGCAGACAACUCGCAGAGAAAAUUAUUCACUCUGUCCCUUGCCACAAUGAGACUGAAGACUUUGAUCAGACGCAGGAUUGGGUGGCUAACUAGCAUGGAUUUUGAUCCCUAUGGCAACAACUUAUACUGGACGGACUCCGAACGCAACAUUGUUGAGGUGAUGAGCAUGGCCACAAAACAACGUAGUGUGUUGCUGCGAGGGGUUGGUGAUGAGGCACCACACAGUAUAGCUGUAGUCCCACAAGAGGGGUACAUGUUUGUUGCUUGUGGGAUGGAAGGCAAGAUACAUAUAGAUAAAAUGUUCAUGGACGGUUCUGGUAAGAGGGAUCACUCAAUUAAAGGUAUUAAGGGGCCAGAAGUGUCCCUGUGGUAUGAAUCUGGUUUAAAUGAAAUUUUCUGGGCUGAUAGUGGAAAGAAGACUAUCGGCAGCUUUCCCAUUGAUGGUGAGGGCAGACACAUUGUACAGAGACUGACUGCUUCUCCAGUGGCUAUUGCCUCUGUUGCACAGGAUCUGUUCUGGACUGUUGGUGGCAGCAACUACUUGUAUUGGGCCAAUAAAUACAUGAUUGAGGGAAAGGUCAAGAGAGUUACUUUAGAAAUGGAAGAAUCUCAAAACAUCAGGUUGACAGCUGUGAAAGGGGUAAAGUUUCCUCCAACUCAUCCUUGUCACAUACUGAAUGGAGGCUGCAGCCAUUUGUGUUUGCUGAGAGGACAACAACAUGUCUGUGGGUGCCCAGAAGGGAUGUACCUCCAAGGUAACAAUGGAACUUGCAUUGCUGAUGUCUGCAAAGGGAAUGAAUUUCAUUGUGAGAGAGACAAGAUAUGUAUACCUGCAGCAUCCAGGUGCAAUGGAGUUCUCGACUGCCCAGGAGGAGACGAUGAGAGGAACUGUGAUCAGUGUAGGGAUUAUGAGUUCAGAUGUGACAAUGGCCAGUGCAUAUCAUUUGAAAUGAAAUGUGAUGGUACAAAGCAGUGUCAAGAUGGGUCAGAUGAAAGGCACUGUGAAAGAACAGCUUGCUUGCCAGAUGAGUUUGAAUGUACAAAUGGUGGGUGCAUAGACAGGCAUAUGCGCUGUGAUGCUCGGAGUGACUGUGAGGACAGUUCUGAUGAAGAAAACUGUGCUGCAGUGACCUGCCAAGAGGAGGAAUACAGGUGUGAAGUAGGUACUUGCCUCCCUGCCUCAUGGGAAUGUGACGGUGAAGUAAACUGCCCAGAUGGCUCUGAUGAACAUGACCAGUGUCCUCCUCCUACUUGUGGACCACAGGAGUUCAUGUGUAGCAAUGGGAACUGCAUAUACGUGGAAUUUAUCUGUGACACACAAGAUGACUGCGGUGAUGGCUCUGAUGAAAAGCAGUGCAGUGCCCCUACCACAAAAAACAUAUCCUGCACAAAAGAUGAAUUCUUAUGCUCCUCAACAAAAGGGACAUGUAUUCCUUCCACCCAGAGGUGUGAUGGCAAUGCAGACUGUCCAAAGGCAGAAGAUGAGAGAGGAUGUGGGUGUGAUCCUCAAGAAUUUGAGUGCAAGAAUGGAAAAUGUAUUGCUUCUUCUUGGGUCUGUGACACAAUGAAUGACUGUGGUGAUGGAUCUGAUGAAGAUCCAGAUAGAUGUACCAGCAAGAAAGGAGAAAAGAAGUGUGCUGGUUUUGCAUGUGCAUCUGGCAAAUGCCUGGAGGUUAAGCAACUAUGUGAUGGCACUAAAGAUUGUGAAGAUGGAUCUGAUGAGGGAGGAAAGUGUGGAUCUGCCUGCAAGGGUAGCCCUUGUGAUGGUGGCUGUCAACCCACACCAGCUGGACCACAGUGCUACUGUGAUGAAGGCUAUGAACUUCAACCUGAUGGGAGAAGCUGCCAUGAUAUCAAUGAAUGCCUGCAGCAUGUGUGUUCACAGGUGUGCUUGAAUGUGCCUGGCAGUUUCAGGUGUGCCUGCAUGCCAGAGUACUCACUGAAGUUAGACAGAAUAUCCUGCAAGGCCAAAGGUCGUCCUAUGGAAUAUGUGUUCGUUGUUGGCGAAAGUGAAAUACGCAUAGCUUCACAAUCGUUCAGCCAUGUUGAUGUUGUACACAGACAUACGUCCCUCAAAGUAACAGGCCUGGAUGUUGAUGCCAGAGAGGACUUAGUUUACUGGAGUGCUCGUGACACGAACACUAUUUACUCUCUCUCAUUAAAGACACGCAACAAGACUUCAAUAACUGGACUAGGAAAACCAACAGAAAUAGCUAUAGACUGGCUGACAAAGAAUGUUUAUUAUGUAAAUGAAUUGUUUGUAAGCCAAAGCUAUUUGCAGGUAUGCAGUUUGGCUGACAAGUUAUGUGCCAAGGUGAUAAAUGGAGAGCACAACACUGAAAUAAAGAACUUGGUGGUUGACCCACCUUCAGGCCUCUUGUUUUGGACUGAGACCAGUAUGUUCACAUUUGGCACUCCAUCAAAUGCCAUACUGAGUGCAGAAAUGUCUGGAGCAAACAAGCAAAGGGUGAUAAAAUCAAUCCUGGGAUAUGUUAGUGGCCUUGCCGUGGACCCGAUAAAGAGGAGACUGUACUGGGCAGAACGGUUGUCUCAUGUUAUAGAAGCAGUUGACUACAGUGGUGAAAACAGGCAGCAGCUCUUCAGGAAACAGGUGGAAAACCCUACUUGCCUUGUGCUGUUUGAGGAUAACUUACACUGGCUGACCUCGGGAUCUGGUGUGCUAACAAGAUGUCGGAUUUUUGGAGUGCUUCCCACAUGUGAAAAGAUUCACAUCCAUGCAUCUGAUGCUGACUACUUCACAAUUGUCCAAGAGACGCGUCAGUUAAAGGGACAUAACCCCUGCAAAGGACACAGCUGCUCAUAUUUGUGUGUGCUGUCACCACGUGGUGCAGAAUGCCUAUGCCCAGAUGGUAGUGUGGUUGAUGCAAACACUCCCUGUAAAAGGAAGGACAACUAUCCCAAUAUGGGUUUUAAUGGUGGUCAACAUAAAACUCUUGCAAAGGCAAAACCAAAUACAGCAGAAGGCAACUGGUCACUUGCAGCAGUUCUCACUGUAACUUUCUUGAUCCUUGCAAUAAUAGGAGUUGCAUACUAUUUGUACAAGAGGCAAAUGGUUAACCUGAAGAAACUGGAUGUUAGUGUUCAUUUCCGGAACCCAGGAUUUGGAUUCCAGAGCACUCCAGGCCCAAAAACUUCAGCAGCAGCUCUAAAGCCUGGAGAACAUGAAUAUGUGAAUCCACUCCAAAUGCCUAAAGAGACAGUCUCUCCACGUGUCUAAAUGUUACAAAUUUGGAAGUGCUAUUUGUGGAGUUGGUACAGAAGCUGUAAGGCUACUAUGCAUUUAGAGAAAUUAAGGAUAGUUCCCAAAGAUAUGUGUGAAGUGGUCAUGGUUGUAUUGCAUGUCAGUGUGUUAAUAUUUAUUAAAAUUCUGUUGGUUAUAAAGGACAUUGUACUCCUGAU